This is a messenger RNA of Durio zibethinus, 1178 nucleotides long. Lineage: Eukaryota; Viridiplantae; Streptophyta; Magnoliopsida; Malvales; Malvaceae. The record is from RefSeq and is a predicted model, not a curated record.
GAACCGGGUCUUCAUCUUCCUUUUAAAAUGACACGUGUCAACAUCCAUUUCUCCUUCUUCCCUUCUCUUCUCUCUCCCUCUGAUGGAACCGCACUCUGCCUAUGACAUUACCAGUGACAGGCGGUGCACACACGCUCCAAAACUAUACCAUUUUUUUUCUCUUUAAGUGAAAAAGAGAGGAAAGACUUAAAUCUUAUUCGGACCAGAAACUUCGACAUUGGUGGCGACCAUUUCGGUGACUCCUUUUCCCACACCAAAGAUAAAAGAAAGAAAGAAACCUCGGAUUUGGACCGAGCCAGUUGCAGUUUUCACCACAUGUUAGUUCCGAGAGUAAAGAUCUAGUGGUGGAGGCGGAGGUGGGGGCCCAGACAUGACUGCCGGUGAGGAUAAUCAGUUGAUCUCUGUUCAUCCCAAUGACCUCAAGUUCAUUUUUGAGCUUGAAAAGCCAAGUUUUUCUCAUCUUAAACUGGUCAACAACACAGAACACGAUGUGGCAUUUAAGGUUAAAACAACUUCACCUAAGAAGUACUUUGUGCGACCAAACACUGGUGUUGUGCAGCCUUGGGACUCAUGUGUCAUUAAAGUCACUCUCCCAGCCCAACGGGAAUAUCCUUCAGAUAUGCAAUGCAAAGACAAAUUUCUGCUACAGAGUACUAUAGUGCCUCCAAAUACUGACGUUGAUGAUCUACCAGCAGAUACUUUCAAUAGGGAAAGUGGUAAGGAGAUAGAGGAGUGCAGGCUUAAAGUUUUCUAUGUAUCUCCUUCCUCAGCUCAAGGGAAUUCAGAAGAUGAAGGUUUAAAGAGCUCCAACGAACAAAGCCCUGAUUCAAACUCUACAGUGCAGCACCUGAAGGAUGAAAGAGAUGCAGCAGUUCGGCAAACACUGCAGCUGCAACAGGAGCUGGAUUUUCUGAAGAGGAGAAGACAACGUGGGAAUGACUCUGGCUUCUCCAUCACAUUCGCAGCCUUUGUGGGCCUGAUAGGGAUAAUGGUUGGCUUUCUGUUGAAUCUUUCCUUGUCUUCACCUCCCAUGGAAUGAACGGAUGCCCUUUAUAAGUGUGGAAACCAGUAAUUUUGUCCACUUCAUUGUAUAAUGCUGAAUGUUAUGGUGGAUGGAGGGUCUGUCCACUUUUUGUAUGUUUGAUCUUCAACUUGGUCAGCUGGUUUUUCUGAAUGUA